This is a messenger RNA of Stereum hirsutum FP-91666 SS1, 255 nucleotides long. RefSeq names its product small nuclear ribonucleoprotein SmF. The transcript has 3 exons. Gene Ontology annotation, cellular component: U1 snRNP; catalytic step 2 spliceosome. Lineage: Eukaryota; Fungi; Basidiomycota; Agaricomycetes; Russulales; Stereaceae. Gene Ontology annotation, molecular function: RNA binding. The annotation marks the transcript as partial. Gene Ontology annotation, biological process: mRNA splicing, via spliceosome; spliceosomal snRNP assembly. The record is from RefSeq and is a predicted model, not a curated record.
GUCAACCCAGUCAACCCAAAACCUUUCAUGCAGGAGCUGACGGGCAAGCCAGUGUUCGUCAAGCUGAAGUGGGGAUUAGAGUACAAGGGCUUCUUGGUCAGCACAGAUGGCUACAUGAAUCUUCAGCUUGCGAACACUGAGGAGUUCCAAAACGGGGAGUCGACGGGUACACUGGGCGAGGUAUUCAUUCGGUGUAAUAACGUGUUAUACAUUAUAAGUUUCCUAUUUACUAUCUUGCACGAGUGUAGCAACUAA